Drosophila ananassae is the source of this 2446-nucleotide messenger RNA. Its product is annotated as delta-1-pyrroline-5-carboxylate dehydrogenase, mitochondrial. Gene Ontology annotation, molecular function: L-glutamate gamma-semialdehyde dehydrogenase (NAD+) activity. Gene Ontology annotation, cellular component: mitochondrial matrix. The record is from RefSeq and is a predicted model, not a curated record. Lineage: Eukaryota; Metazoa; Arthropoda; Insecta; Diptera; Drosophilidae. The transcript has a single exon. Bases 648 to 2384 code for a protein of 578 amino acids.
UUUAGCACCCUAGUGACCUUAGAAACGCGUUACCUUCACACGAAUCCGAUGCUCAAGAAAGGUAGCAAGAUGAGAACAACGACCCCCUAUAAUCACAUAUCCAGAUAAGAUAUUUCCAAGAACAAAACUCUAUAUAUGUAUACUCCAUGUGUUCGAAAUUAUUCCUAAAGCAAGUGCAUUGAUGUUCGGAAACGAAUGACACCUAGUCCUAAGUUUUGUUAGUCACAAAUUCCACGCCUUGACUGUUUUAUGCCAUUCCUACUUACAAUUUACAAUUUGUUUUGCGCACUUGGUUUUAAACUCGAAAUUGCGACAACGAUUCAGACGUGCGUUUCCAGUUCUUAAGACAGUAAGGUUUAAAUAUUAAUUUUCUUAAAAUUAACUGAAAGAGUUGAUGAUAGAAUUACUCACAAUCUUAUCAUUCCUUUUUGUACUUAACAAAAAUAUUUAAAAAGAAAUCAUAGUAGAGUUUAGCCAGAACACUAAUAGCCUUUUCCGGAACUGUCUUAAAACUUCGAAACGCACUGUUUAAAUACAUUUAUACGUCUAUUUUUAUACUAUUAAGUAUAUAUACGCAUAUAACACUGGCAGAUGUAGAAUAAAUUCCUGUUAAAAGCUUCAAAUUUCGAUCGUGCCCAUUCAACGCAAUGCUUAAGCUGGGCUCCGUGGCCACACCCUUACGCUGUGCUCCUCUGUGGCGACGGUUGGGUACGGCCGCCAGCAUCACCGGCGAAGCAAAGCGGGUUGAACGGGAGAAGAUAGUACGGAACUCCAACAGACUCCAGGAUGAGGUGGAUCGCAGCGUGCCGUGUCUGGAAGAGCCAGCCAAUGAACGGAACGAAAAGUUGUUGCUCAGCCACGCCAUUCACGAAGUGCAGCGUCGUCCCAUCGAGAUACCCAGCAUAGUUGGUGACGAACCGAUCUUCACCAUGGAUAACCAGCGACUGUCCUGCCCUCACCACCUGCAGACGGUCCUGGCACAAGUGUAUUUCGCCAAUCGCACCCAAAUCGAGUCGGCCAUCAAGUCGGCUCUCGUGGCACAGGGCACCUGGAGCCUCGUACCCUCCACCGAGCGCCUGGAUAUCUGGCGCAAGGCUGUCGCGAUCAUUGAGGCGGACGAGCUGCGGAUACGCGCAUACCUGAUGAUGACCCUCAGCAAGACAUCCGAAGACGCAACCAACGACAUCCAGCGGUUGCUCAGCUCGCUGCGAGCCAACGCCGACUACCUGGAGCACCUCGCUGAGCUGCGCUUUGAGAUCCAGGGGGAUCUGAAUGUGUUUCCCAGCUUCCACCUUCGACCAAUGGACGGCUUUGUCGCCGCCCUGGCUCCAUUCGAGUCGAUAGCCCUGUCGGCCGGUUUGGCCUUUUGUCCGGCUCUCAUGGGCAACACGGUGCUGUGGAAUCCCUCUCUUGAGGUGGCGCCCGUCAGCUAUCUCAUCUACCAGGCGUUCCAGCAGGCGGGCCUACCGCCCGGCGUUGUUAACUUCAUUCCAUCCAAUAGACGUCUAUUCCUCAACACCAUCACCAAUGCCGUCCACUUUGCUGGCUUGAACUUCCAUGCCAGUGCCGAGGAGUACAAGUACGUGCACAAGCUGGUGGGGGAUAAAAUGGAUCGGUAUAUCUGCUUCCCGCGGAUAGUGGCGGAGUGUCCAGGACAGAACUUUCAUUUCGUGCAUUCCAGCGCCAACGUCGACUCUGUUUGUGAAGCCACCGUUCAGGCGGCAUUCGGAUAUGCCGGCCAGUACUCUAAUUCGUUGUCCCGCAUGUACGUGCCAUCCUCCAUGUGGUUCCAGCUCCGGGACAAACUGGUGGAAGCCACAAAGAAGUUGCAUAUUGGAGAUCCCGUUGAGCCGGAAACGGAUAUGGGCGCUUUGAUUAACAUCAACGCGUACCAACAGAUGCAGAAGCUCUUGCAUCGCACCGAAAACCUGGAGCAUCUGUGUGGGGGGGUGUGCGACGACAGCAUUGGGAUGUUUGUCCAGCCAACGAUAGUCCAGGUGACGGAUCCGCUUGAUCCUCUGCUUUGCGAGCCGUUCGCCGGCCCCUUCCUGCCCGUCUUUGUCUACGCGGACGACGCAUUCAGUGAGGCCCUCAAGCUCGCCGCCAACCAGUCUCGCUAUGCGCUUUCCGGCUCCGUGUUCGCUUGCCGCGACGAGGUCAUCCUGCACUGCCUCAACCAGCUGCGUAUGUCGGCCAGUAAUCUUUACGUGAACGAGCGCUGCACCGGCAGCAACCUGGGACUGACACCGUUCGGUGGCAAUCGCCUGUCCGGGACCAACGACAAGUCCGGCUCGGCGUACUUCCUCAUGCGCUGGUGUUCGCCGCUGCUGAUUGAGGAGACGGUGGACGGCCCUGUUCAGGCCCAGGGCUCAAGGCUUGUUUGAAUCCUUGAACCCGGAGGUGGGUAUAAUGUGUAAGUGUAAAUAAAGACAUAUAUUUAAGUGUG